Messenger RNA from Belonocnema kinseyi, 536 nucleotides. RefSeq lists its product as uncharacterized. Bases 19 to 522 code for a protein of 167 amino acids. The record is from RefSeq and is a predicted model, not a curated record. The transcript is spliced from 2 exons. NCBI's taxonomy places the organism in Eukaryota, Metazoa, Arthropoda, Insecta, Hymenoptera, Cynipidae.
CAGCAGCUCCUUGCGAAAAUGAGGAAACAAUCCUCCUUGAAUCUCGUAAUCGCUUGUGUGGUUUUGGGGCAAGGAAUUGCAGUUCUUUGUGAAGAAAAUAAAGAUACAUCAUCAGCUUUUCUUCUUCGUGAAAAACCUCCAACCGGUCCUACGGUACUGCAUCAAAUAUUCCCCAGAAAACUGCCCAAUCGUGUACGGGUUAUGAGAGGUACUGACGAGGUUGGCAUUGGCCUUGUUAUACAUCGUUUCGUUAUCGCAACAAAAGCUAGCAUUUUUCAAUACGGAGUGCAAUAUCAUGUUGAAUUUCCCGGGCCAACAGGAGGUACCGUUCGUCACAAGCUAACACAUAUUCAAUUAAAUGUGGAUUACGAACGCUUUCAUGAAAACCCCGGUGGGAUUCACGACGUUGCCUUAGCCGGAUGCAAUGGUCCCAUGCCAAAGAACGACUUCACAUUGAAUAUGCUUCAGGAAGCAGGAGAUUUCACACCCACCCAAAUUGCGUGGAUCGCUUCCAAAACAUAGACAGGACAAAACGA